GUGUGUGUGUGUGUGUGUGUGUGUGUGUGUGUGUGUGUGUGUGUGUGUGUGUGUGUGAGAGAGUGUGAGAGAGAGUGAGAGAGAGUGUGAGAGAGAAAGGGGGUCAGUGCUGUCCGGUGUUUGGUGUUUAGCGAGGUAGCUGCUAGGCUGUGCUAUGCCAGCGGCUAAAAAGAUGCACACAGCUAGUGUUGUAUACAAUAUAGAGAUACAUGCCAGCUAGUAUAUGUUUAUGUUAGAGACACAAAGAGAGAAAACCUGCUGCUGCUGGUGGUGAACAAGACAAACGCUAACAGACAUGGCCGGAAUUAUUAAAAAGCAAAUUUUGAAACAUUUAUCAAGGUUCACCAAGAAUCUGUCCCCGGACAAGAUCAAUCUUAGCACGCUAAAGGGGGAAGGGCAGCUGUCUAACCUCGAGCUCGAUGAGGAGGUUCUGCAGAACAUGCUUGACCUGCCUACCUGGCUGGCUGUCACUCGGGUCUACUGCAACAAAGCCGCCAUCAGGAUACAAUGGACAAAGUUGAAAACAAGCCCCAUCUGCCUGUUCUUGGACAAAGUGGAGGUAGAAAUGAGGACAUGUGAGGAGCCACGUCCACCCAAUGGCCCCUCUCCUAUAGCUAUCACAGCAGGCCAGAGUGAGUACGGCUUCGCAGAGAAAGUGGUGGAGGGCAUGUCUGUUAGGAUCAACUCCAUCACCAUCAAGGUUCAGGCUCGUGCCUUCCACGCCUCCUUCGAACUCUGGCAGCUACAGGGCAACAGCCUCAAUCCCAAGUGGCAGCACAGUGACCUCCGCUACACCCGCAUCACCGACCCAAAGAGAGGAGAGGUGUUGACGUUCAAAGAAAUUAACUGGCAGAGUCUACGAAUCGAGGCAGAUGCCAUUGAGAGUGACGACCAGGACCUCGGUAGCACCCCGUUACGUCUCAUCACCAACCAGGGUCGCAUUCGCAUCGCUCUAAAGCGCAGAAUAAAGGACUGUAAUGUGCUGGCUUCCAAGCUGCUUUUCAUUCUGGACGACCUGUUGUGGGUCCUGACGGACUCUCAGCUCAAAGCCAUCAUCCAUUAUGCUAAAUCGCUCAGCGAGGCCAUGGAGAAGUCUGCCCAGCAGAGGAAGAGCAGGACUGCUGAAUCCCUACAGACUGCUCCUCCAUCACCUGGCCUCCACAGCCUUUGGACAGAGCCCUCACCCGCUCCUACUGGUACCCCCAGCAACUUGAGCCAGUACUUUGAUCUCUAUGAUGUCAAGGAGUCGUCUUACCACACCUUUAUAUCCCGCUUGGACUUACACAUAUGCAACGACAGUUCCUCAACGGAUGAAGAUGAGCCUCCACCACCGGGCUUGCAAGGUGCCAUGCAGCUGACAUUCAGGAAGUUGGGUUUCGACUACUAUCCUGUCCACAGACCUGCUGAUGGAUGUCGACACUGGGAACGCCACAGUGGAGCCAUGGAGGCUCAGGCCCAAUGGGCUGGGAAACUGCUGCAGGAGUACCAGAGGAGAGUAGAGGCUUCUGGGUUCCCUGGGCCACAUACUGAGGUGCUCCAGCCAAGCAAGGACACCCCUGCAAAGACAAUCCAUGACGGACAGUCCAGUCCCAAGACAAGCCCCUCUGACACAGAGCAGGCAUCCAACAGGAACUCUGUCAAAGCUCCACCAGCGUCAUCACUGAAGAGACUGCGAUCUAGUUGUGUGGUGGUCCGGGUGGACGACAUGGACAUUCACCAGGUGUCUACAAGAGGCCGUCAAAACAAGAAGACGCAGUCUUUAUUGUCUUGCAACCGAAAAGCUUUGCAUCUGCCCGACAACGUACCAGCAGUUCACCUGCAGUUUACUGAGUACUACUUUCCUGACAACCCCAGUUUAUCAGUGCCCACCUCGAACCUGUAUGCCCAGCUGAACGGCCUCCAGCUCUGUGUAGACCCAGCCAGUGUGCUGUGGAUCAAUCUGUUCUCUAGGGGCCUGCUGCACACCCUUGACCAGGUCAAAGCUUUCUACCAUUUGCAAGAGAGAGAGGAUGAAGAGCAUGUAGACGUGCGCAUGGACGCAGCUCAGCUCAAGCUGAUAAUCCCCUUGGAUUCUUCUAUAUUAGACCAUCCGGAGCGUCCACAGUCCCUCUCUGUUACUGUACCCCAGAUGGUUCUCAGCAACACCCGCCACUGCCCUCACGGUUCUAGGGCUGACCUCAACAGCACCUAUGACAAUUUCUCCAGCUGCUCUUUCUUCCAGCCUACACCUCCCUGUCCUUACCCAAGAGACCAGAGUGCCUUCCACCCCAUCCCGUCCACCUUCCUCCAGCACUCUCAAGAGAAGGAGCCCCAGCCUCUGGACAGAAAGCAGCUACGAUCCCAGGAUGUCUGGUCUCUCAGUUUGUCCCGAGUGACCCUAGGUUUCAAUGGAGCUCGGCGAUUCCCCAAAGGCAGAACCCAACCUUUUGUUGAGCCUUUUGCCAUGUCUGUGUGGAUGUGUCAGCCCUCUGCCUUUAAAAAUGGUUCACCCUCUUCCUCCUCCAGUCCAGAGUCCAACAGAGCCCACCAGCCUUUUUCACAGCAGGAAGAUGCUUCACUUGCCUCUAUCCAUUUCUUGGCACACACCAUCACUCCACUGAAGAUGUGGCUCAAUCAUUACCAGUAUGUUGCCCUGCUGAGGAUGAAGGAUGCCAUGGCUCGUUUGGGAGCAGAGUUGGGUCGGGAUUUACGAGAUGUUAAGCAGGCCCACGGUCAGAAGUCAAAGCCUACUACAGUGUGUCUUGCCCUCCUGGUGGACUCUGCAGAAUUGGGUCUCCUGUUGCCGCCAUCCACCACAGAGCCUGAGGAAGAGGUCCCCCACACACCAGAGACAGACAGCCCCAGCAUGACAGACUCUGACAUCUCCCCCACUCAUCACUCUGCAGACAUGAUCCUGGAGGACAGUGGGAUGGAAAACGGCAUCUCCUCCGUCAAUACUGCGUUUGAUCAGGAUGAGCAAAAUGGUGUGGUGGAGGAGGCGUGUGAGGCUGUGGAGGAGGGGUUGGAUGGUUUGACAGCACAAGAGGACACUCCUGUUCUCUCAACUCCACUCUCACCUGGACACUCCCCCGCCCUCUCCCGUGAGCCGUCCACCUUCAGCUUGGAGGGAGAGCUGUCAAGCGCCAUUAACGUCACCAAGGAUGUGACCAAAGAUGCCAUUAGUGCCUCGCUGGACCUGACCAAAGGGGCGUUUUCAAUUACGAAAGACGCCUUUAGCAUGCUGAGUCGCGGCUCAGGGAUGAGCAAAUUGUUCAGUCCGCAAGCAAAGGAACUGGUCCAGCGUUCAGAAGAGUCCUCCCCAUUUCCGGCUGCCAGCCUGCGCCACCAAUCCAUGAAGCAAUCCCCUUCCCAGCAUUCCUUUGAUAGCGCUAUCUUAGAUGGCAGCCUGCCGGACGAAAACCUCUCUAUGGAUAGCGAUAUCAGCGACAGUUUUGUUGUUCUCAUGGAGUCAGAGUCAGGUAUGGAGUCCAUGCGUCCCAGCAACACUCCCGCGGGCAGUCGAGGUAGCCCAGCUCCAGGAACAGAGGGAGGUUCAUCAGCUGACCUCAGCAGCUCUCUGUCCCAAAGUAUUGAGGACAUUUCUCAGGAUAUGUCCUCAGUGUUCUUGCUGAUCCUGAGUGGAACCGCUUGUACCAUGGAAGUAAAGGGAGAAGACCAAGUUGUGGCUGUAGAAACGCAGAAUCUAAGCCCUGUGCAGAUGGGCAAUAUCAGGGUAUCGGACCUGCUGGCUGGCCUCACACAAGCUCCAGGUGUACUGGUCCAGAAGCAGGGUAGCAGGAGCUCUCCCACUGUGCAGAUGCGAGCAGAAAUGGGUCCGUCUGCUUCCCGACACUCCGCUCUGGCUGAGUCGUUGGGCUUUCUUGACAUGAGGGUGCAAGACUGCAAGGCAGAGCUGUUAGCCUCCACAGUGGCCAACAUCGGCCCUUUUCUCGAAGACGAAUUCAGUGUCGACGGUCAGCCAAUGAAGUUACACAUGAGGAACAUCACUAUCACCAUGAAGGACGACAGCCCUAAAAUCUACCCUACAGCCCCUCAACCUGUGCCUGCCUCAUUCAUUGUAGAUCAGCUGCUGCUCGAGCGCAGUGAGGAUGGCAUCAUGAGGCUCAAAGCUGAAGGUACAGACCCUAAAACCUCAGCAGGUGUUCCUGUGGCUGGCCUGGACAACCCAAACAGUUCCUGCUCUGUUCGACGGCAGAGUGAGAGACAAACACUGGAGUUGCAGCUCUCUGAUACGCAGGCUGCUCUUGACCAGGCCCUCAGUGACAGAGAACGCCUCCUUCAGGAAGUCAAGAAGUACGACCCAACGUUUACUCUCUGAGCCUUCUCUGUCUGUCUUUGACCCCUGAACCUACUGUAACACUGCUCCUCCUGAGGAACAGUGAUGGGAUGUAUCAGGCUAAACAUCAGGAACCAGCAAGACUCAUUCAAAGCGUGUCUGAACACUAAGACGUGUCUGAAAAGAAGAUGAAUCCAAGUUAGGGCUUUGGAUCACUUCCCACUUGUUAUAUUACACUGUUCACAGUAUUACAAGAGCCCCUAUAACAAAUACUUAAUGGGGAACCUAGUGAAUUAACUUAUAGGUACAUUAAUGGUACUACUUUUUAACUGGCAGCCUAGAUAUUCCUCACUGCUGUAUUAGACACAAAUUACUCUGGUUUAUUUCUUAUCCAAAUCAGUGUUGAUGGUAAACUCAUUGUGUGGUUUCGGUGUUUGUCACACAGCAUGCAAGGAUAAACCUCAUCAAGCUUUAAUCCUCUGUAGUUGAUUAUUUGUGUUACAGAAAUGUUAAGUCGAACACAUGCCAAAAAAACCUCUUCACACGCACUGACACUGCCAGACAGCCGCUUAGUACAUCAGGCGCUCACACAAAACACGACUUACUGUUGAGCAUGCUUUGUGAACAGUGCUAAUUUCCACAUAGCAUAGUCCUAAAACUAACUAGAUUUAGUCAUAUAGAUUAUUUCCGUUAGGCGUGUGUUCCUUUUCAUUUAAAAGUAUUAUAACAAAUAUUAUCAGCUGUUACUUGUUGAAAAUGUGUUGAGAAAGGUAGGGAAAACAUUGCACUUAAAAAAAAAAAAAAAGACAAGAAAAGAGAACUACACUGCUUUCAUGGAAAGAUAGAAACAUCUCAGUUUCCACCAUGGUUUCUUUAUCACCGGGGUGAAACGGUAAACCACACUUAUCAAGUUCUCACCGUUCUCACAAAGCAGGUCGAAUCAUUCCCCAGUAUUAUUUUCCUUUGUGUGUGAAAUGUUGUUUAUGCUUCUUUUGUACUGUGAAACAAUGUGCUCCGUGGUUGAACGUACACACGAGAUGACGCACCUUCUCGAUCUCUCCCCUCACUGUGAGAGAGAGAGCAGGUUUGCACGGUAGCUUCAGUUUUGUAACCGGGUUAGUCGUUUCACUUUAAAAUUCUCUGGUGUGAGGACGUAUACCAAGAAACAACUCAGACUGCUCUUAUUAUUAAUACCUGCACAUUUAUCAUGUAUACAGUCGUGGUAUACGUGUGGUCAGACAUCAUGAACUUAAAGCUCCUUCGGGAUGUUGUUUUACUUGUUUAUAUUUAUUUUGAUUCGUCAAAGCAUGUGUUUUUGUUAGUUACUUCACAGUGCAUUGAAGCCAUAUCAAUCAAAGACAUUUAAAAAAAGGCUGUGGUACUGAUAAUGUAUGGACACACGGUGUGUCAUAUAAAUGACCAAAUCCACUACAAAAACUGAUAUUUUUCAGUGUGUUUAAUCCCGAUCUGCUGCAGAUUUUCUUUAUCAGGCGGGCUGCCAUUUAAAUUUCUGUCACUUUUCCUUUUUCUGUGCAUAAAUCUGUUAUAUGCAUGGAUUCAAAUGAUGUUUAAAAAAGACUGUUUAACAGUAUAACAUUUAUUUUCUGAAUGUUUUCAUGAAAAAAAAAAAGAAAAAACCUCUGUGGGCUACAUUUUAUGUACAAAUGUUCUUUUGUUAAAUCAGUGGUUUAGCCCUAUGGAGGUAAGUUGUGGUUGCACAGCUGUUACAACUUCAUCAUUGGCCUGUUGUGUAUUAGGAGACCCCUGGUGGCUGUAAUAUGCCAUUGCAUCCCCCCUCAUUGAAAAUAUCAUUUUUUAUCUUUUCUUCCUGUGUUUUAACUUUGGUUGCCUUGCAAGCUAUGAAUGACAGGUUUGCAUUCUUAAAGAGGAAUGUAAGUUAUUUAAGCAAUAGUAGGACAGCUUCGGUUGAACCAAAAACAUGACAAAGAACGGUAACACUACACAUUUUUGAUGUGGAAUUUAAUUGUUAAGGUGACUAAUAUCAAAGAAAAAUGAUCUACUUGUUUACCAGGUUUCAAUGUCUUCUUCUCACCUGCAUGCGACUCAACACAUCCUCAUUCUAUUAGUGUAAUAAGGCAGAGAUACUGCCCUUUAACCUCAGUAUCACUUAAGAGUUGUGAUCUUCUUCUGAGCUUUUGGUGUUUAUGUUUUUGCAUGGCC
Larimichthys crocea (large yellow croaker) is the source of this 6457-nucleotide messenger RNA. It is a transcript of the gene bltp3a, whose product is annotated as bridge-like lipid transfer protein family member 3A. NCBI's taxonomy places the organism in Eukaryota, Metazoa, Chordata, Actinopteri, Sciaenidae. The record is from RefSeq and is a predicted model, not a curated record. The transcript has 21 exons. Bases 296 to 4318 code for a protein of 1340 amino acids.